This is a messenger RNA of Sarcophilus harrisii (Tasmanian devil), 5873 nucleotides long. It is a transcript of the gene ADCY6, whose product is annotated as adenylate cyclase 6. Gene Ontology annotation, biological process: cAMP biosynthetic process; adenylate cyclase-activating G protein-coupled receptor signaling pathway; intracellular signal transduction. NCBI's taxonomy places the organism in Eukaryota, Metazoa, Chordata, Mammalia, Dasyuromorphia, Dasyuridae. The record is from RefSeq and is a predicted model, not a curated record. Gene Ontology annotation, cellular component: plasma membrane. The coding region runs from base 515 to 4036 and encodes 1173 amino acids. Gene Ontology annotation, molecular function: adenylate cyclase activity. The transcript is spliced from 23 exons.
ACCGUGCUGGGGGAAGAGGGCCCGGGGGGAGCUGCGUAGCGCGGGCUCCCGGGCCCCAGCUACGCGGAAGGGGGCGGGGCGGACCCCAAGAUCAGGACCCCUCCCCCGCACUCCCUUCCCCCAGGAUUAGCCCGGGUCUUGCUCCUGACCCUAAUCGCGGAACACGAGCUUGCGUUCCCAGGCCCGGCGGAGCACGUAGGCCGGAGGGGGAAGGGGCUCCCAAGGCCGCGCUCGCUUCGCGGGCCCGCUCCGGGGGAGGGUGCCCGGACAAAAGGAGCUGGCGCCUUUAAGGCGGGGAGCCCGGGAGCCCGCGGGGAGGGGACUUCUGGAUCCGGGGUAGAGGGCGGCUGCGCUGGACAGCCUGGGACGGGCGAGGACCAGGGUCCCGCGGCCCGGCGGCCGGAUCUGCCCGGGAGGUGCCCAGCGCGGGGCCCCGCGCCGCGCUCGCUGCCCGCCUCCCGCAGGGAGCCCUCGGGGGCGGCCGGGCGGGGGCCGGCCGGCAGGGGAAGCCAGUAUGUCUUGGUUUAGUGGUGUCCUGGUGCCAAAGGUAGAUGAGCGGAAGAUGGCAUGGGGUGAACGAAAUGGACAGAAGCGCCCACACCGAGGAAGCAGGGGCAGUGGCUUUUGUGGUGCCCACUACAUGAGCUGCCUCCAGGAUGCUGAGCCACCAAGCCCCACUCUUCCAGCCCCUCCACGGUGUCUGUGGCAGGAUGAUGCCUAUUCCCCAAAGGGGGGCCAAAUUGGAGGGAAGGAACUAGGGCUGAGGAGUGUGGCCCUGGACUUGGAGGACAAUGAGACAGCAACACUCAGUGGGAUGCCUGGAAGUGCAAGUUCUUGUUGGCAACAUCUGGCAAGAGUGUUUCAAUCAAAACAGUUUCGAUCAGCUAAACUGGAACGGCUCUACCAACGCUAUUUCUUCCAAAUGAACCAGAGUAGCUUGACCUUGCUAAUGGGGGUGCUGGUGCUAUUGACAGCUGUCCUUCUGGCUUUCCACGCUGCCCCUGCUCACCCUCACCCUGCCUAUGUGGCACUCCUGGCUGGGGCUGCUGCUCUCUUUGUGGCCUUGAUGGUGGUAUGUAACCGUCCUGGAUUUCACCAGGAUUCCAUGUGGGUGGUGAGCUACGUAGUGCUGGCUGUUCUGGCUGCUGUGCAGGUGGGCAUGGCUUUGGUGGCUUCUCCUCAAAGUGCCUCAGCUGGGCUGUGGUGCCCGGUGUUCUUUGUUUACAUCACUUAUACCCUGUUACCUGUCCGAAUGAGGGCAGCUGUGCUGAAUGGCCUGGGACUCUCAGUUCUCCACCUGCUUGUCACCUGGCAGCUCAACAAAGGUGACACCUUCCUCUGGAAGCAGCUCAGUGCCAACGUGCUCCUGUUCCUCUGUACCAAUAUCAUUGGCAUAUGCACGCACUAUCCAGCUGAAGUGUCUCAACGUCAGGCCUUCCAGGAGACUCGAGGCUACAUCCAGGCCCGGCUACACCUUCAGCAUGAGAACCGGCAGCAGGAGCGACUACUGCUCUCAGUCUUGCCCCAGCAUGUUGCCUUGGAGAUGAAAGAGGACAUAAACACCAAGAAAGAGGACAUGAUGUUUCAUAAGAUCUAUAUCCAGAAGCAUGAUAAUGUCAGCAUCCUGUUUGCUGACAUCGAGGGCUUCACCAGCCUGGCCUCCCAGUGUACUGCACAGGAAUUGGUCAUGACCCUUAAUGAGCUCUUCGCCCGAUUUGAUAAACUAGCUGCGGAAAAUCACUGCCUACGGAUCAAGAUCUUGGGGGACUGUUACUAUUGUGUCUCUGGAUUACCAGAGGCCCGUGCUGACCAUGCCCACUGCUGCGUGGAAAUGGGUGUGGACAUGAUCGAGGCUAUCUCGUUGGUGCGGGAGGUCACAGGUGUGAAUGUGAAUAUGCGUGUGGGUAUCCACAGUGGUCGUGUACACUGUGGUGUUCUAGGCCUUCGGAAAUGGCAGUUUGAUGUCUGGUCCAAUGAUGUUACCUUGGCAAAUCACAUGGAGGCUGGAGGCCGGGCAGGCCGGAUCCACAUUACCAGGGCUACUCUGCAAUAUCUAAAUGGUGACUAUGAAGUAGAGCCUGGCAGGGGUGGUGAGCGGAACGCCUAUCUCAAAGAGCAGCAGAUUGAGACCUUCCUGAUUCUGGGGGCCAGUCAAAAACGGAAGGAGGAAAAAGCCAUGUUGGCAAAGCUACAACGGACUCGAGCUAACUCCAAUGAGGGACUGAUGCCACGUUGGGUGCCAGAUCGUUCCUUUUCUCGAACCAAGGACUCUAAGGCUUUCCGCCAGAUGGGCAUCGAUGAUUCAAGUAAAGACAAUCGUGGUGCCCAGGAAGCCCUGAACCCAGAGGAUGAGGUGGAUGAAUUCCUGGGUCGUGCCAUUGAUGCCCGAAGUAUUGAUCAGUUGCGCAAAGACCAUGUACGUCGAUUCCUUCUCACCUUUCAGACGCCAGAACUUGAAAAGAAGUAUUCCCGGAAGGUGGAUGCCCGUUUUGGGGGUUAUGUGGCCUGCAUGCUGCUAGUCUUCUGUUUCGUCUGCUUCAUCCAGCUUUUUGUCGUCCCACAUUCAGUACUGAUGCUUGGACUCUAUAUCAGCAUCUUCCUGCUGCUGACAGUUACAGUCCUAGUUUGUGCAAUCUACUCCUGUGGCACUCUAUUCCCAAAGUUCCUGCAGCACCUCUCCCGUAGCAUCGUUUGUUCACGGGCCCACAGCACAGCAGUUGGCAUCUUUUCUGUCUUACUUGUCUUCAUCGCUGCCAUCGCCAACAUGUUUACCUGUAACCAUACUCCUAUACGGAUCUGUGCGGCUCGAAUGCUGAACCUGACACCUACAGACAUCACUGCCUGUCACCUGCAGCAUCUCAACUACUCACUUGGCUCGGAUGUCCCUCUCUGUGAGGGUACUACACCUACCUGCAGCUUUCCAGAGUAUUUCAAUGGGAGUCUGCUGUUGAGUCUCCUAGCUGGCUCUGUCUUCCUGCACAUAAGCAGCAUUGGCAAGCUGCUAUUGACACUUGUUCUGGGACUGCUAUAUCUGGCAUUGCUUCUUCUGGGGCCCCCAGCUGCUGUCUUUGACAACUAUGACCUGCUGCUUCGGGCUCAUGCACUGUCACUUGCCAAUGAAACUCUGUAUGGGCCAGACUGUACUGCAGGUGAGAAAGUGGCACUGAAGUAUAUGACACCUGUCAUCCUGUUAGUGUUUGCAUUAGCACUCUACUUGCAUGCCCAACAAGUGGAAUCAACUGCUCGACUGGACUUUCUGUGGAAAUUGCAGGCAACAGGGGAGAAAGAAGAUAUGGAAAAACUCCAGGCCUAUAACCGACGGUUACUACACAACAUCCUACCCAAGGAUGUGGCGGCACAUUUCCUAGCCCGAGAACGGCGUAAUGAUGAACUUUACUAUCAGUCUUGUGAAUGUGUGGCUGUCAUGUUUGCCUCCAUUGCAAACUUCUCUGAAUUCUAUGUGGAGUUGGAAGCCAAUAAUGAAGGCGUUGAAUGCCUACGACUGCUCAAUGAGAUUAUUGCUGACUUUGAUGAGAUCAUCAGUGAAGAACAGUUCAGGCAGCUGGAAAAGAUUAAAACAAUUGGCAGCACCUAUAUGGCAGCCUCAGGAUUGAAUGCAGCCACAUAUGAUCGGGUGGGGCGUUCCCAUAUCACUGCACUUGCUGACUAUGCCAUGCGGCUCAUGGAACAGAUGAAGCACAUCAAUGAACACUCCUUCAAUAACUUCCAGAUGAAAAUUGGGCUGAACAUUGGCCCAGUAGUGGCAGGCGUCAUUGGGGCAAGAAAGCCACAGUAUGAUAUCUGGGGCAAUACAGUGAAUGUGUCGAGCCGUAUGGACAGCACAGGAAUCCCUGACCGAAUCCAAGUGACCACUGACCUGUACCAGGUUCUAGCUGCCAAGGGCUACCAGUUGGAGUGUCGAGGGGUGGUCAAGGUGAAGGACUGCUCCUACAGGACCUCUUCUUCUUGCUGCCCCAAUUCAGCCAGGGAGUGGCUGGAGGUUUGGAUAUGGUGUUGUGAAAUGGGCCCAAGCUAGAUUUUGAAAGGAUGAUGUCACAGAGGUGAGCAACUAUGUAUGCUAUUCUCAAGUGCCAAAGAGAGUGGUUCAGGGGACAGAUUUUUCCCUGUGCCUUUUCUGCUUAUGUAGGGGUUCAUUGGUGGGAAAAGGAGUGUCAGGGUAUAUUUUUCCAUCUUGCCCAGUUCUUCCUAGUUGAGCACCCAAAUAGAAUAAUAGGUAAUAAAGAUAGGGACAAAUUUUAAAUGUUUAGGGUGUGGUAGGGGGCAGUCCUUGCCCCCAACUCCAAAUGUGCACAUUUUGGGGACCAAAGAGGGGGGUGUGUGCUGGUGUCACCUGGUCUUCGACAGGCUACCCAAGGAUCUUUCUACAUUAUGUAUCUGAUUUCUUAAGAGUAAGAUAGUUCCCUCAUCCUAAGAGACUGGGAAGGAGUGGUUUAGUGUUAGCAGCAGCCGCAAACUCAGCCCUUGUGGAAAGGGAAAGCUGUGGAUUAGAUAUCUAUAUUUUGUGCCAAAUCCCAAAGUGCCAUUUGUAUGGAGCCUACAUGUGCCUCAUUACUAUUUCCCUGCCCUGGUGAAGAGGGACUGUCUCCCUAAGUUCCUUUUCCCAUUAAAUCUGACUUCUUUCAAGUAUGAUGGGCAGAGGCUCAGGAAUUUUAGGAGUGCCCCUAUUUUGGUCUUUGGAAACUUUAUGCCUUCAAGGGUAGGGAGGAAUGGAAACUCAAAUACUAGUACUGGGGACCUUGAGGGUUACCCUAAACUCAACCUUUCCCACCUUUUGGAUUUUGGGUUCCAGGUUUGCCUGGUCCUCUCCCUUUCCUGCUACAAGAUCUAAAAGGACUGCUAGGAGAAGAGAAGGUUAGAAGUCAUAAUUGUGUUUUUCUUCCUGCUUCCCUCAUCUUCUCUCCCUAUCUUUCUGCCUCUGACCUUGCUAGUCAGUGCCUUGGUUUUUCUAUCCGAACCCUUCAAAUACCAUAUAUGGUAACUGCAAAGUAAAAGAUGAAGGUCCUUUGGAUAGUCAGAAAUUAGGGAGCAAGAGAAGUCUUCAUGCUGUUUUGUUCCAAGCUAUUUUGUUAGCCUCAUUUUAGUACUACUUGUGCCUCCUUUUCAGAUACCUUACUCUGGGCAGAUUUAGGUAUCUGUAUCUAGACUUGGGUACUUUUCCCCCCCGACUCAAAUUUUGCUGAUUGGCAGGCCCAAUAGAAAUUACAACAGUCCCAUGAGAAGAGAGGAAAUGUGGCAUAAUGGAAAGAGAAUUGGCCUAUAAGUCAGGAAGGCUUGAAUUGAAUCCUAAUUCAAGUCCCAUAUGACGCUUUUAUGAACCUGGGCAGGUGAGUUCACAAUUGUCAGUACUUCCAGGCAACUCUCUUACAGUCUUAAGCAGCAGAGCAGUGUUGAUUACCUUAGGAGAGGGAGUUUCCUUGUUGGAAUUUCCCCAUAUCUAUGAACAAUCAUGGAUACACUACAAAAAAUGUCAAAAGGGAGUUCCUAUAAUUGGAAACCAUGUGGGAUUGGGUGGGAUAAGAGAGUGUCUGUGGUCAAAUGUUCCCAACCUAGAAAUCUAGGCAGAGUAGGGGAACUCUGAGGGGACCCAGCUGUCCCUAUUUAUUGUCCAGGGAUUGAUUGGGGGGGUCCACCUGUUCCUGAUACCCCUAAUGCUAGUGGUCCCCUUUUCCCUUUGUGCCAUCUCCCUGCCUUCUAUUUCAAAGAGAGGUUUGAGGGGGGAAAGGUAGAGGACGUUGGGGUUUGAUUUUUGUAAUUUAACCACUGUGGGGAGCAGGGAUGGGGAGGAUAAUAUAACAUGUAUUUUAAUAAAAUAUUUAAUAUAUUUAAAUGUCAAUAAAAUUAAACUUUGUAAA